AUGACCGGCACUAGAAGCAAGACCAAGAGCGAAAGCGAGGUCCAUAUCCUCGAUUCUUUCAUGGACGACAAGGACUGCUACGCACUGACACUCUUGGUCAAGGACUUUCGCUUCCAUAUCAUGGUCAGUCCAGAUGACUUGGCAUCUUCAAGCGACGGCGACCAUGUUGCAAAGGAAUAUCUUUCGCUCAUCAGAGCGGUAAAAGUACGCGCGGAUGAAAGUGAAAACAAUGACGACAACCCGGAUUCUGCAUACAGACCUGGGACAAUCCCAAAGGAAGACAACGAUGACAAAUCCAACAAGCGAGAGCAGCGGAGCGCGAACCAAGACAGCGACAGCGGCGUGGACGUGAGGGACGACGCAACCAGCAAUGACGAUAAGACGCAAACUGGCAACGAGGAGCCUGUGCAAGUCAACGAAGAUGUUGAAGUAAAGUUGCAUGAGUGGAUGCUCAAGCCGGUUUCGAAUAUUUUCGAUGCUUUGCCAUCCAUUUCAGAUGACGGCGAUCUUCAGUCAUUAAUAGAUUGGUAUUCAGGGCCGACAUAUUUCUAUACUUUACACGGCAAAGAUGGUGAACUUGACUGCCAACAACUAGAAGCGAGUGAGGAACUUGAGGAAAGAAUCAAGAACCUAAUUCCCAAGAUCUCGAUACCAAAGUACAUCAAGAGGUUGGAUAUUCCCUGGUACAACGCCAGUGACAUUAUCGUACUAGCUGAGAGCGAUGAUCCGGCUCCCUACCGACCAUGCCAGGUUCAAGCUGGCGGCGAUAAAUAUUACCUCAAAACCGUGGACAGAGAUCAGCCUCAACCCACCAGGAGGGAAAUCAAGCUCAUGAAGGAAAUCGAGUCAAAGCGUCUGCACGAGAAGAUGCGCGUGCCGCUGGUCACGGGACUCGUCGGGUGGGAAGACAGCAAGUCCGAGAUCAUGGGCUUCUUGAUGACAAACAUUGAGGACCCGACACCUCUAACGAGAAUGCUGGAUUCAGAUGUCGUCGAGGAGAAGCGGGAGAAAUGGGCGCGGGAAACAGAGCGCAUGGUCAAGUUGCUGCACGACAAUGACAUCGUCUGGGGCGACGCAAAGGCCGACAACUUCAUGGUCGAUCGGCAUGGCGAUCUCUGGAUCAUUGACUUUGGCGGCAGUUAUACAGAUGGGUGGGUCGACCCUGAACUGAUGGAAACUGAAGAGGGUGACGAUAUGGGAGUUGAAAAGAUCGUAAACGCUCUCGAGGAUCCAGAGGCAAAUACUUAUGAUCCAACGGAAGAAGUCGAGCAAAUGGCUGGAAAUAAAAGGGCAGCAGACGACAGUACCUCUGAUGCAGACAGUAAUACGGCCGGAGACAAGCGAAGGAAGCUUUCCAACACGGAAAGGGAUUGA
Messenger RNA from Pestalotiopsis fici W106-1, 1374 nucleotides. RefSeq lists its product as uncharacterized. Gene Ontology annotation, biological process: protein phosphorylation. The coding region runs from base 1 to 1374 and encodes 457 amino acids. The transcript has 2 exons. Lineage: Eukaryota; Fungi; Ascomycota; Sordariomycetes; Amphisphaeriales; Sporocadaceae. Gene Ontology annotation, molecular function: protein kinase activity; ATP binding. The record is from RefSeq and is a predicted model, not a curated record.